Messenger RNA from Chinchilla lanigera (long-tailed chinchilla), 1949 nucleotides. RefSeq names its product acetylserotonin O-methyltransferase-like (gene Asmtl). Gene Ontology annotation, molecular function: nucleoside triphosphate diphosphatase activity; O-methyltransferase activity. Lineage: Eukaryota; Metazoa; Chordata; Mammalia; Rodentia; Chinchillidae. The record is from RefSeq and is a predicted model, not a curated record.
GGUCUCAGGUUCGAGGUGGUUCCGUCCCGGUUCAGGGAGACGCUCCGCAAGUCCUCCUUCUGCAGCCCGUAUGCGUACGCCGUGGAGACUGCCAAGCAGAAGGCGCUGGAGGUGGCGGCCAGGCUGCACCAGAAAGACCUGCGCACCCCUGACGUGGUCAUUGGGGCUGACACCAUAGUGGCCCUGGAGGGGCUCAUUCUGGAGAAGCCCGCGGACAAGCAGGACGCCUACCGCAUGCUGUCCAGGUUGAGCGGCAAGGAGCACAGCGUGUUCACGGGCGUGUGCAUCGUGCAGUGCGGCAGCCGAGAAGGUCAGCUGCAAACGCACGUCUUGGAGUUCUACGAGGAGACGCGGGUGCGGUUCUCGGAGCUGUCCGAGGAGAUGCUGUGGGAAUACAUCCACAGCGGAGAACCGAUGGACAAGGCGGGCGGCUACGGCAUCCAGGCGCUGGGCGGCAUGCUGGUGGAGGCGGUGCACGGCGACUUCCUCAACGUGGUCGGCUUCCCGCUCAACCGCUUCUGCAAAGAGCUGGCCCAGCUCUACCGCCCGCCGGGGCCCCGGGGCGUGGGCCGCCUCGCCAAGCACGACUCCAUCCCCUGCGUGGACAGCUUGGAGGACCUCGGCGAUGACCCGGGGACCAGGCACGGGGAUACAGGCCCCGAACGCAGCACGGACGCCAAUCAGGGACCUCCCUGCUCAGCAGCCGGCCAACGCCUAUCUCUAGCAGAAAGUGACCCAGCGCCCCGGGAACCCAAGGGCGCGUCCCGUAUGGGCCCCAGGGACACCCGGCCUUCGUCCGCAGCCGGCCUCCUGCGGCUCAUCCACAGCUUCAAGGCAGCCCAGGCUACCGGAACACGGAGCUGGCGGGCGUGUACCUCGUGUCCGACGGCGAGGUCUCCCUGAAUAGCUACAUCCUGCACACGGGCGCACACGCCUGGGACCGCUUCAUACGUGUGGGGUGCAGCACCGAGGACGGCCAGAGCCAGCAGCACGCAGCCGCGGGGACAAAACCCAGGGACCCCGUCCAGGAGGAGCAGGUGCUCCGCGCUGCCCACGGGAUCGCCCAGCUGACCGCACACGCGGUGGCCACGGCCGUGGACCUGUCGCGAUUCGGCUCCGCCUGCCACCUGGGAGGCUGCACAGGCGCCCUGGCACACGAGCUGGCCCGAGAGUACCCAGGGCUCACGGUGACCGUGCUCGACCUCCCCGACGUCAUCGAGCGGGCACACUGGUUUCGGCCCCGCGGACCGGAGGCAGCUCAAGUCAGCUUCGCGCCUGGCGACAUCCUCAGAGACGGGCUCCCCGCAGCGCAGCUGUACGUCCUGGCCCCGCUGCCCCGAGCCUGGCCGGGCACUGCCCUGCGUGGGCUCCUGCGGAGGGUGGCCAGCGCCUGCCGCCCAGGGUGCGGCCUCUUGCUGGCUGACGCCUUUGCGGAGGAGGAGCAGGCGGAGGAGGAGAUGGAGGUGGACGAGGAGGAGGCGGACAGAGCCCGGGGCGGCCUGGCGCGGGUGCUGGACCAGCUGGUGCUGCCGGAGGCCGGGGCUUGCAGCGUGGACACUUGCCGCCGCUGGCUGGAGCAGCUGGGCUUCCGAGACCUGCAUGUGGCCCCCGUGGGGGACACGCGGACUCUGAACCUCACUGUGCUGCUGGCUACCUGGGCCGGGCCGUGAGCCUGGCCACGCGGCGUGUGGGGUCACGGUGCCAGCCGGGACCCCCGCUCAGCAGAGGUGAGGCGGGCGUUUGACAGCUCUGCACCCCCUGUGGGCAAUAAAGAACGGGCCUCGCCCGUCAGGUCUGAGAAUAAAGCAGGGGGCGCCACACUCGGCGGAGUACAGGUUACACCGCACUCUGGGAGGCUGAGGCAGGAGGGUCUCAAGGUCCAGUCCAGCCAGGGAAACUUACCAGACUUAGCAAGACUCAAAAUCAAUAAUAAAGUGAAACCAGGUGUG